Messenger RNA from Zootoca vivipara (common lizard), 2843 nucleotides. The record is from RefSeq and is a predicted model, not a curated record. Lineage: Eukaryota; Metazoa; Chordata; Lepidosauria; Squamata; Lacertidae.
CAGAAUUAUUAUUAUUCAUAUUGAAAGUGUCUGCAGGUUCUAGUCCUCAUCGAUACAGGAUUGUGCAUAAUUUUCUCCAUUAUAGCUGUAUUCCAGAGUGAGGGGUAUUGAGUGCUCAAUGUAAGAUUUUGGGCUGUUUUCCACUGAGUUGCCAUUACUAUUCAUGCUGUCAAGAUCAUGUAUCAAAUUCUUUUGACAAUAUAUGUCUACAUUGGUAUCAUCAAAAAAGUAUUCAGUCACAUUAAUUUUGGGCAAUUUCUUUAGUAAUAUUUAUCAUUAAAUUCCAAACAUCUUGCACCAACUGGCACUCCCACCAUAAAUGAUAAUACCGGUAUAUACCAAGAUCAUUGCAACCCCUCAGACAAUUAAGCAGUAUUAGAGAAAACAUAUUUGACAUUUGCAAAGGAGGACAAGACCAUCUUCAAGGGAUUUCAGGUGCCUCAAUAUUUGUUUAUGAAAUAAAAUCAUGCCAUGUAUUUAUUUAAAAGGUCAUUCAAGCUCUGCCCUUUAGAGAUUUUUAGUUUCUUUUUCAGCCCAGAUGAGAACUGCUGGCAGCACUUCCCUGCACCCCAGAGUCCAAUUUGGCCUCCCUCUCCUUUUGAUAGGAGCAGCGCUAAGGACUGAGCUUGGGUAAACUUGAGUGCAUGAUUUCUGGCGUGGGAAGAGGAUUGGGAGCUGCAUCAAUCCAGCAGAGCUCUUGAUCUGGAGCUCUCAGGGGCAGCAGUGACCUCAUUCAUCAGGCCCUUGAAUGGGCUCCCAUGUUGAGACCUCAUCAGGAGCCGGAGGACAAAAUGUUCCUGAAGAGGAAAACAGAAAAGAAAAUGCAAAGUUAUUUAUUUUGUUUAUUUUUUCAAAGUGGUUUACAAAAAAAAGGGAAAAUAAAAGUUCACAUCAAUACUUUAAAACAGACCAAAGAAAGUUAAGAUAUUAAAAAUGGGCUAAAAUUUACAUUCUAAACAGGAAUGUUUUGGGCAGAUACCAGAAGGAUUUCAGCAAAGGCACCUGCUUGAUAUCCAUAGGCAGAGACUUCCAAAGUACAGGUGCUACAUAGCAAGAGGCUUACAAAUGCAUCUUUGGUGGCCCAGAGAGGCAGUGGAACUUAAGGGACAUUGUGCAGAGGUGAAAUUAGCUGGAGGCUUUUUUGGCCAUAUCGUUGAAACAGAAAGGAGAGGAAUGGAGGCAGGCUUCUAAACAAUGUUGGGCUCCAGCUCCUAGCAGUCAGCAUGGCCAAUGGUUAGCAAUGAUGGUGGGAGUUGUAGUCAGCAACAUCUGGAGGGGAGGUACCAGCUUGAAGAAUGCCUUGUGAAGAUGGCCCUGCUAGGAAUUUUAUUGUCUUCAAUGCUCUGAUACUGUGAAAUCUUGCUUGGGAUUUCAGGGCGUGAGGGCUUCAGAACUGGAGCCUCUCUUGUUUUGAUUUAUGACCUUCAUGGCUUUGAUGAAAAGUUAUCUUUGGAAAUGUGUGGCCAGUUGCCGCUGGUGUCAUUCUCCCUAGAACUGGGGUAAAUCCCUAAUCUUGGAUAAGAGACGUUUUCUUCACUUUCUCAUAAAAACCACAGACCACAGCCCCUUCUGAAACAUGUGGAUUCAAACAGUACUGCCAGACACAGACAUGUAACAAGGGAAUAUGAGACUCUCAGUUGGAAGCUGAAGAGCCUUGGGAGCCAGGUGGCCUUUUCAUCACAAAGGGCUGUCUCCAUGUGCUCAGCAUGGCCAUGGGAGCUGGCUGGCAUUCUGAUGCAUUCAAAGUCAACAGACGCGCCCCAACCACAGCACUAAAGUGGUGCCUUUCUCCGCUUUGUUUGCACACCUCCAAGGAGACGCAGGUCAGCAAAUGCCACUUUUUGCACCUUCAAGCAGGGAAUUCUGUUCUACUUGGGGCUACUCUGAGAACAGGCUGGAGCUAAACAAGUCCUUGUUUGUCCCCUGAGAGCCAGGCUCUCUGAAUUGCCCCAGCUUUAGUUAUGAUUCCUGCACUGUUAUCCUUAUCCUUCCACUGGGGCAAGGCCCAAGAUGAUCCAGAGGAACCGCAUGAGCAGCCUUGAGUUCCCAUCAGAAAAGGAUCAGAACGGAGACAUGGAGAUCCCUGGGAAAGAAUUCAUGUCGCUGUCGGUCAGAUCCAGGAAACACAGGGGAAGCCAGUCCAUCCCAGACAAGAAGAUUCCACCACCCAGCGAAUCCCCGUUGGAGACCAGUGACGUACGGUUUCAGCUCUCCCGACUGAAAAUCAAGCGGGCGCCUUCGGACGAGGAGUGCUUCUUUGAGCUGCUGAGCAAAUUCCAGAGCAACCGGAUGGAUGACCAACGCUGUCCCUUGGAGGAAGGCCAGAAGGUGCCCAAAGAAGCUACGGUGGCCACCCUGGUGCCUGCCCUGGAGGAGAGGACCUCCCAGUCCUCAAUGGCCUCCCCACAGACUGAGGAGCUCUUCGACCUCAUCGCCAGCUCCCAGAGCCGGCGGCUGGACGACCAGCGGGCCAGCGUGGGCAGCCUGCCAGGCCUGCGCAUUACCCCCAACAACCUAAGCCACCUCCGCAGGGAGGGUGGCACGCAGCAGGAGCCAGGAGACGAGUUCUUCAACAUGCUCAUGAAGUGCCAGUCCUCUCGCAUCGAUGACCAGCGCUGCGCAGCCCCCGAUGCCACCCCACGCGGUCCCACUGUGCCAGAUGAAGAUUUCUUCAGCCUCAUUCAGAGGGCCCAGGCCAAGCGCAUUGACGAGCAGAGGGUGGACCUGGCCUUGGGUGAAGAGGAAGCCAAAGAAGAGGAAGCACAGCCCAGGCCCAGCUAAGACCGGUCCCCUGUACAGGGUCUGGACUGAGCCCUAGUGCUGUGAGGACACAGGCGCUGGGG